AUGCCUGAGAAGAAAUCAAGGCAAGCUACGCUGGGGUACGUCCGAGAUUCGCAAACCACAAUUGGGAAGUUCUUUGGUUCUGGAGCCGCUCAAGAGUCCAAUGGCGCGCCUAAGCGACAAACAACAUUAUCCUUCUCCAACGGCAAUAAAGGGAAAGAUGCAUCAAAGACGGAAAAGGCCGAGGCUGAACAGGAAGGCAACGAGGCGGAUGUCGAUAACACGGAAUUAAAAGACGAGGUCUCGGUUUCGCCCUCCAACGGAGUAAAGAGGGAUCAGGAAGUAGUGGCCGAUGAAAAUUCCGACUCGGACAUCCAACCUGCUACUAAGAGACGGAGGAAGACCACCAAAAGCCCGGAACGCAAGAAAUCCGCGAAAGGGACAUCAGUCGACGCUGCAUCUCCCCCCAAACCCGUCAAGAAAGCGUCUGGUGAAGAGACUCCAAUUGCAGAAGAUGCCGCCGAACCUGCCGAGGAGGUGUCCGCGAGCGAAGAAGAGGAUGAAAGGCCCGAAGUCAAAAAACAGCAGAUAGAAAAGGUUCGCGCCACCUUAGAAAGCUCCGGUAACGACCCUUAUCCGGACUGGAAAGCUGGGGAGCCUGUUCCGUAUGCUGCUCUAUGUACAACCUUCUCCCUCAUUGAAAUGACCACAAAGCGUCUUGUCAUUUCAGCGCAUGCGUCUCUCUUCCUCAACCAAGUUCUCCGACUCACUCCUGGAGACUUCCUGCCAACCGUACAAUUGAUGAUCAACAAAUUGGCGGCCGACUAUGCUGGUAUUGAGCUCGGUAUCGGCGAGUCUCUGAUUAUGAAAGCCAUUGGAGAGACUACCGGUCGAAGUCUGGCGGUUAUCAAAGCCGAUCAGCAUGAAAUUGGUGACUUGGGAUUAGUUGCGGCUAAGAGUAGAUCGAACCAGCCCACGAUGUUCAAGCCGAAACCUCUGACUGUCAGAGGUGUUCACGAAGGGCUUUUGACGAUAGCAAAAGUCCAAGGUCACGGAUCUCAAGAUAAGAAAAUUUCUGGGAUCAAGAAGCUUCUGUCUGCAGCUGAUGCUGCCACUGCCGGCAAGGGUAGCAAGGGAGUGGACAUUACCAAGGACAAGGGAGGGCCCAGCGAAGCAAAAUUCCUUGUUAGAUUUUUGGAAGGAAAAUUGAGACUGGGGUUAGCUGAAAGGACGGUUUUGGUUUCUAUUGCACAAGCAGUGGUUGCCUAUGAAGCCGCCCUCAAGGGGGAGAAAGCUCCCAGCACCGAACAGCUAUCACAGGGAGAAGCAGUGCUCAAACAGACCUACAGCGAACUGCCUUCGUAUGAAGUUAUUAUUCCAGCUAUGCUGGAGCAUGGGAUUCUCAACCUUCCCAGGGAGUGCAAAUUGCAACCCGGAGUCCCUCUUAAGCCCAUGUUGGCAAAACCUACGAAAUCGAUUACUGAAGUCCUCGACCGAUUCGAGGGCAAAGACUUUACUUGCGAGUACAAAUAUGACGGGGAACGGGCUCAAAUCCACUACGCCGCACCAGACUCGGUUCAUCAAUACCCCAAUGCCACGGCAACUUUGCAGAAAGAUUCCAAGGGACUCAGCUCAAUCUUUUCACGAAACUCGGAAGAUUUGUCAAAGAAGUAUCCAGACAUCCUCGCGAAGCUGAACACAUGGAUCAAACCAGAUGUUUCAAGCUUUGUUCUGGACUGCGAAACUGUCGCCUGGGAUGUCCAAGAGAAAAAGGUUCUCCCUUUCCAGCAGUUGAUGACUCGCAAGAGAAAGGAUGUGAAGGCAGAAGAUGUCAAAGUCAAGGUUUGUGUCUUUGCGUUUGACCUCCUUUUCUUGAAUGGCGAACCCACGGUCAAGAAGAGCCUGCGCGAACGACGUCAGCUUCUCCACGAUUCUUUUCAACAAACUGAAGGAGAGUUUGCCUUUGCCCAGCAUGGAAACACCAACGAUCUGGAGGAAAUUCAACUUUUGUUGGAUGAAAGCGUCAAAGCAUCAUGUGAGGGACUGAUGGUGAAGAUGUUAGACACCGAGGAAAGUGGCUAUGAGCCUAGCAAACGAAGCCGAAAUUGGCUCAAGGUCAAAAAGGACUAUCUCGCCGGCCUCGGUGACUCUCUAGACCUGGUCGUUUUAGGAGCGUAUUUCGGCCGCGGAAAACGUACAUCGGUAUAUGGCGCUUUCCUCCUUGCAGCGUAUAAUUCCAGCAAGCAAACAUUUGAAACUGUCUGUAACAUUGGAACCGGAUUCUCCGAAGCCGUACUGGAGGAACUCCACAAGGAACUCUCCCCUCUUGCCAUCGACCGGCCCAAACCGUUUUACGAGCACUCCAGCGUACCCAAGGACCAGCCAGACGUCUGGUUCGAGCCACGGCUCGUAUGGGAAGUAAAAGCAGCAGACCUCACGCUCAGCCCACGCUACAAAGCCGCCGCCGAUGAAGUCGUGGGAACCACGGGGGGUAGUGGUGGUGGUGGUGGUGCCGGCAAAGGCAUCUCCCUACGUUUCCCACGCUACAUCAAGGCCCGAGAUGAUAAAAAGCCCGAGGAAGCAACCACUACUCGCGCGGUUGCAGAAAUGUAUCGCAAGCAGGAAGCUGUUGCAAAGGAAAAUUCUGGGAAAAAGGGGGUUGACGAUGAUUUUGAAUAUUGA
Molecule: messenger RNA, 2619 nt
Organism: Talaromyces rugulosus
Lineage: Eukaryota; Fungi; Ascomycota; Eurotiomycetes; Eurotiales; Trichocomaceae
Exons: 3
Coding region: 1-2619 (872 amino acids)
Biological process (GO): Okazaki fragment processing involved in mitotic DNA replication; lagging strand elongation; DNA biosynthetic process
Cellular component (GO): nucleus; mitochondrion
Molecular function (GO): DNA ligase (ATP) activity; DNA binding; ATP binding
Source: RefSeq, a predicted model, not a curated record